Molecule: messenger RNA, 1088 nt
Organism: Musa acuminata subsp. malaccensis (wild Malaysian banana)
Lineage: Eukaryota; Viridiplantae; Streptophyta; Magnoliopsida; Zingiberales; Musaceae
Product: binding partner of ACD11 1
Molecular function (GO): RNA binding
Source: RefSeq, a predicted model, not a curated record
CGUAACCCUCCGAAUUCUGAUCUCCCCCUUUUGGGUUGCUUUUAUUGUGCCGGCGGUUUGGAUCGAACCCCUCCGUCGUUCUCGCCUGCUCUCUCGUCCCUGCUUUUGCCGACGAAUUCGAUCUCCAGAUCCAGGAAAAUGUCGGCAAAAACAGUGAAAAUUAGUAACAUUUGCUUGUCUGCAUCUCAAAGGGACAUUCAAGAAUUCUUUUCCUUCUCUGGGGACAUCGAUUAUGUUGAAAUGCAAAGUGAAUCAGAAGAUACUCAACUUGCUUAUGUCACUUUUAGAGACUCACAAGGAGCAGAAACUGCAAUGCUUCUCACAGGAGCAACAAUAGUUGAUCGUUCUGUUAAUAUAACUCCAGCUGAGAAUUACAAGUUGCCUCCUGAAGCUUACAGACACAUGCUGGAUGGAAACUCCUCACCUACCAAUGAGGCGGUGAAGAAGGCGGAGGAUGUGGUAAGUGGCAUGUUGGCCAAGGGCUUUGUUCUCAGCAAGGAUGCACUCCAGAGAGCGAAAGCCUUUGACGAGCAGCACCAACUUCUAUCCACUGCCUCAGCAACCGUCGUGUCUCUGGAUCAGAGGAUUGGGCUGAGUGAGAAGCUAAGCACAGGCAUGGCCAUGGUCAGUGGGAAGGUGAGGGAGGUGGACGAGCGAUACCAGGUAACUGAGAUCACGAGGUCGGCCCUUGCCUCCGCUGAGCAAACAGCCACCAAUGCUGGAUCAGCCAUCAUGAGCAACCGAUAUGUCUCAACUGGAGCAUCAUGGUUAUCAAGUGCACUCGGUAAGGUAAUGAAGGCAGCUGAGGAUGUUAGCAUCCUGACCAAGGAGAAGGUGGAGAAGGCCGAAGAGGAGAGGAAGCAACUAUUCUGGGAUGAGAGACGGGGAAUGGUGAGCGAGUAUGCAAAGGUUCACCUCGACGAGCCGUUGUCGAACGAACCUCCGACGGUCCCUGUGUACUCUAUGGAUGAGCAGAAGCUGCGGAUCGCAUAAAUCUCUGUUCAUUUCAGAAUUCGGCUCACUAUUCAUUUUGUUAUUAGUUUGCACAAUUAUUUUUUAUGCUUGUAUCAUCCAUUGACCAUCAUGUA